AAUGGGGGCGCGGGGAGGUGGUGGCUGGAAGAUGGCAGCUGCUGGAGGCACGGUGGGGCGCCUGGUAACCGCCGUUCCUUCGCGGUUCUCCUGCUCGGCGUGGCUGCUGGCCGCCGCUGCACUGACCGCCGUAUCAGCAGUAGAGGUCAACACACCAGAAGAGAUCUUUGUGGAGAAUGGGACGGACGCAAAGCUCCCCUGCACGUUCACAUCUGUGGAGGUGAUCAGCAGCGCAGCCUCCGUUUCUUGGAGCUUUCAACCAGAGGGAGCUGCAACUCGUAUCUCAUUUUUCUAUUACUUUAAUGGAAAGCCAUACCCUGGAAAGGACAUACCAUUUAAAGACAGGAUCACUUGGGCUGGAGAUCUUAACAAGAAAGAUGCUUCUAUCAGUAUAUCAAAUAUGCAGUUCCGGGACAACGGCACUUACAUUUGUGACGUCAAGAACCCGCCUGACAUUGUUGUCAAGCCAGGAGAAAUCCGAGUUAGAGUUGUGGAGAAAGACAGCCUGCCUGCGUUCCCCAUUGCCAUGGUGGCAGGGAUAGUCAUCGGUACGGUUACAGGUCUCUCACCGCUCAUCUCUAUUGUCGUGUGUCUUGUCAUCAGAAAGAACAACUCUAAAAAACGAUACUCUGGCUGCAGUACAUCUGAGAGCUUGAUGUCACCGGUUAAGCAGGCUCCGCAGAAGUCGCCCUCCGACACAGAGGGUCUGGUAAACAGCGUGCCCGCCAGAUCACACCAGGGCCCAGUCAUAUAUGCGCAGUUAGACCACUCCGGAGGACGGCACAGCGACAAGAUUAACAAGUCAGAGUCUGUGGUCUACGCUGACAUUCGGAAGAACUGAGAUGAUCUCCUAAGCUAUCCAAAGGAAAAGACACCUUCAGACUGGAAUUGCUUGAACAAGAUUUGACCCUGAGAACUCACAUGUGGCCUUUGAUGCCUAGGCUAGGACCAAUGCAUGUGCAUACAGAGGGAAAGAUAUAUAUGUAUUGUGUGUAAAUAGUCUAUUUAAUCGUCCAGAGGUGAGACCAAUGUUGCAUGUUGAAAUGCGGUAAGGAUUUUGCUUAUAAAUUGCCAAUAUUCCUUUUUUUGUAUCAUGUAUGACGAGAGAGGAAGUGAAAACUCGCCACACAACUUCAAAAUGUUUUUAUCUUGAUUAAUAAUGGAAUAACUGGAAGAUGCCUGGAGGCUCUAGAUGGACUUGGAGACUCUAGAUUCACCCGGAGAUUCUAGACUGACUUGGAGAUUCUUUGUUUGUUUGUUUGUUUCUAGGGCUCAAUUUAUUUUGUUGAGUUGAAUAUAAAGGAGAUGCCUUCUUUAUAUUCUCAGAGUUCUUCAUGUGUACAGGGUAUUCAUCUUUCCUUGGUCAGAUUCUCAGUACAAGCUGCCUUCUCAUAUAGACCAGAUGCCCUCACUUGGUCUUGUAAGCCAGACUGUGAGUCCCAGUUACCAGAAUUGUAUGUCUGAGCAGUGUAAGUGAAGGAAAUGUUUUGGCCUACCUGACCUGUGUAAUACAGGCCACAGAACUGCUUGCUUCUCUACUGAGCCCAUCUAUUUAAGUUUAAUUGUUUAAAGCACAGGGAUAGCGUUGAUCUAAGGAAUUUUGUGAAGUGGUAGUGUCCCACAUGAAAACUUAGGAGCGAGUUAAAGAGAUAGGAAGCUAUGGGUAGUUGCCUCAGUCUCCACUCAACCUUUCAAUGAAAUAUUUCCUCCUCUAAGCUCUGUCAUUUCAUAUCAGCAUGAAAAAGGGCUCCAAGAGAUCUAGAAGCUGUAGUACUCCCAAGGCUCUGUUGUACCACUGUCUCUUCCUUAGAGAUGCUUUAUCCAUCCUUAAACACCUGUAGUGGAGGCUGAAUGACCUCUGAAGGAAAUCUGGGGCUCCACUGUGGGUUUUUUGACGUGGGUUCUUUUGUGUAAACUAUAUUUGCACAGAGGAUGCGGAGGGCAGUUUGUUUCCUUCCUCUCUGCAAGUCUACUACUUGAAUAUUAUUUCCUAGCAUCUUAUUUCUGAAUUAAACUCCUCAUAGAUUGUUAAGGAUCUCUGAUCAUUCUCUGCUGAGGAAGAGGAAUUUUCUUCUGCUGACCCAUUGUUAUCCUGAAAUCUGGAAUUCAAACCUAGAAGUGGCAUUCCAGCUGAGGUCUCUCAGAUUAGCACAAAGUAGAAGGAUUUCUGUUUCGUACAUCCUAAUGUGGUCUUGGCUUUUUGUAGCUGCAAUAAGUUUUCAGUUUGGUUUACUGUAACACCUUCUCUCCAAUUCUCACCUGUUUCCUAGUUCAGUCUGUUGCACAGAAUCAGUCACAAAAUGGUUGAGAUUGGAAGGAACCUCUGAAUGUCAUUUAGUCCAAACCCUCCAGCGGGGUCAGUUGGAGCAGGUUGACCAGCGCUUUGUCCAGUUGGUAACAUCUGUCUCCACAGUGUCUGAUCAUUUAGAGUGAUUCAGCAGUGAAUGAAGUGCUUCCCUUGUGCUCAGGUGGAUUUUGUUUUCAAAAAGUUCUAUCCAUUGCCUCUUUUCCUGCCACUGAGCAGUACUGAGAACUAUCUAUACACGCCGAUAAGAUCCUCCCAAGCUUUUGCUUCUUCAGGCUGAACAAUCCCAGCAAGUCUCAGCCUUUCCCCAUGUGAAAGAUGCCCCAAUUCCUUUAUCAUCUUUGUGGCCCUGCACUGCACUUGCUGUGGUAAGUCAGUAUGUCACUCAUACUGGACAACCCAAAAUUGGACUGAGCACUCCAGGUGCGGUCUCACCAGUGCUGAAUAAAGGGGAAGGAUAACCUCCCUUGAUGUGCUGGCAACGCUUUGCUUAAUGCAGCCCAGGAUAGCAUUUGCUGCCUUUGCAGAAGGAGCACACUGCUGGGUCGUGUUCAAUCUGAUGCCCAACACAACUCCCAUGGUGACGUUCCUGUAAAGCUGCUUUUCACCCAGGGAGCCACCAGCAUGUACUGGUGCAUGGGGUUAUUCCUUCCCAGGUGCAGGACUUUGCUCCUCUCGUUCUUGAUCUUCAUGACAUUCCUCUUAGCUCAAGUCUCCAGUUUGUCCAGGGACCUUUGAAUGGCAGCACAACCAUCUCGUGCACCAGCAGCUCUUCCUGCUCUUGUAUUGUCUGCAGUUUUGUCUCUGCUG
Dryobates pubescens (Downy woodpecker) is the source of this 3115-nucleotide messenger RNA. It is a transcript of the gene MPZL1, whose product is annotated as myelin protein zero like 1. The coding region runs from base 2 to 841 and encodes 279 amino acids. The record is from RefSeq and is a predicted model, not a curated record. Gene Ontology annotation, cellular component: focal adhesion; cell surface; membrane. NCBI's taxonomy places the organism in Eukaryota, Metazoa, Chordata, Aves, Piciformes, Picidae. The transcript is spliced from 6 exons.